AAGAAGCAACAGACGCCAUUGCUGCUACACACACUUUGUGACUCUCUGAGUCUGAGCUACCAAACACUCUUAUCUAUCUGUCAAUCACCUCUCUUUGUAGUGGAAGUAUGAGGUGGAGAUAAGCCUGACGACACCCAAACUCAUAAAACGACGUCGCGUUACUCAAAACGAGGUCGUAUUACUAUUGCUGCAAAUAUGCGUCUUCUUCUUCUACCUUGGGUAACUCCGUCUCUCCGUUACUUUCUUCCUCCGAUCGGUGGUUCAGUUCUCCAAAGUAUCUAAUCUACUCCUGUUGUUUCAGUUCUGAGAGAAGAUAUAAGUUGAAUCGCGUGACCGGAGACAUGGAGACUCAAAACAAAUUGAUGAAUGAAACUAAAAGACAUGUUAAAUCCAGAUUGUGCAGAGUUUCUGGUUCGAUGACGGAGAUGAUGGAAAUUCAAGCUGAGAAUCCCACAUUCCAUGUAUUGUUUAUUCCGGGAAAUCCAGGAGUUGUGUCAUUUUACAAGGACUUUUUGGAAUCUUUAUACGAGUUUCUUGGUGGAAAUGCUUCUGUAAUUGCUAUUGGGCAAAUAUCUCACACGAGCAAGGACUGGGAGUCUGGGAGGCUAUUUUCAUUUCAAGAACAAAUUGAUCAUAAGAUUGAUUUUAUCAGACAGGAGUUGGAGAGUGUGAAAGUUCCAAUAAUAUUGGUUGGGCAUUCUAUUGGGUCUUAUAUAUCCCUUGAGUUAUUGAAGAAAUUCUCGGACAAGGUGGUAUAUUGCAUUGGCCUAUAUCCAUUUUUGACUUUGAACCAACAAUCAACAAAGCAAUCAUUAAUUGGCAAACUUGCAGCGUCUUCUGUUCUGUCGGCUACAGCAAGUUUUCUGAUUGCAUCGCUGAGACUUUUACCUAUGUCAGCUGCACGGCUGCUUGUAUCUAAAUCCAUUGGAGCUUCAUGGUCUGAUACUGCUGUUCAAGCUACCUGCACUCACUUGAGGCAGUAUCACACCAUGCGCAAUGUUCUCUUCAUGGCAAAGUCAGAGUUUAGAGAGCUUGCAGCAGAGCCAGAUUGGGAUUUCAUGAGAGAAAACCAGAGCAAGCUUGCAUUUUUAUUUGGCAUUGAUGAUCAUUGGGGUCCACUGCAACUCUUUGAAGAGGUUACUUGGUUUCCCUUCUUCUCGCUUAAUCAAAAUGCAUUAUCCUAACGAUAGAAGGAAGGUCUCUCAUAGAAUCUCUCCAUUGUCCAGAUUUCAAAGCAAGCUCCGCAUACUUCCUUAUCUAUCGAGAGGGAAGGUCACACGCACGGAUUCUGCUGCACGGUGGCUGGCUCGGCAUGGGUUGCGCAGCACGUAGCCACUCUAAUCAAGAACCGGUUUUCACAGCUCCAGUAAAGUACAUUCCCCUGUCUCUUCCUUCCAACAAAAUAAGUGUCAACCAUCAAAAUGUUUGUUUUAAACAGAUUAGUUUAAUAGUAAUUGUCAGAGAGAUGGUUUAUGUAAAAAAUGUUUGGUUAUCUAGUUACAAAGAAAUUUUAGGAGAGUGCAAGUUGGUCAAUCGCAAAUCAUCUUGCAACCACAAAAGUUGUAUGAAUUCGUAUAUAAAAUCCAAUAAAUCGCGAUUAGU
Messenger RNA from Arabidopsis thaliana (thale cress), 1602 nucleotides. RefSeq names its product alpha/beta-Hydrolases superfamily protein. The record is from RefSeq and is marked reviewed. Lineage: Eukaryota; Viridiplantae; Streptophyta; Magnoliopsida; Brassicales; Brassicaceae. The coding region runs from base 342 to 1184 and encodes 280 amino acids. Gene Ontology annotation, molecular function: lipase activity. Gene Ontology annotation, biological process: lipid storage. Gene Ontology annotation, cellular component: lipid droplet. The transcript is spliced from 12 exons.